Messenger RNA from Naumovozyma dairenensis CBS 421, 1197 nucleotides. It is a transcript of the gene RAD61, whose product is annotated as Rad61p. The transcript has a single exon. The coding region runs from base 1 to 1197 and encodes 398 amino acids. NCBI's taxonomy places the organism in Eukaryota, Fungi, Ascomycota, Saccharomycetes, Saccharomycetales, Saccharomycetaceae. The record is from RefSeq and is a predicted model, not a curated record.
AUGAAAGUAUACGGAAGAAGUGGGAAGGCAUCUCGUGUGUCAAUAAAUGGAAAAUUACAAUCUUCCCCUGUUGAGGACAACGAUAAUAUAGAAUUCAGCAGUGAUGAUGAAAAUAAAAGCACAUCACGACAAUCUAGUGACACCUUACAGACAACCCUAGAUACAAUUCAUAGAAAUGGUCCAUCAUCCGACCAAGGAAAGCACAUUAUUGAGCAAGAACAUGGUCUCGAAUUUAAAGAGGGGAAACGAAAAUCUGAAGCAGUUGCUGUAGGUAAGAGCGAUGCAUUUGCAUUUUUAGAGAUAGAAUCGAAAGGUAGCUUGAAAAGAAGGAAGACUAAUUAUCGAAGAAGUAAAAGGGAAGAAAAUUAUCAAGAAAGUGGCACUAGUUCACCUGCAAUGGAAGACGGCAUCAACGGAAUAUAUGAAAAUAUUAAUGACGUUAACGAGUAUAUUAAUUCCCUAAAUGAUGACGGUAGCCUCGUAGAAAAGUUCGUAAAGGAACAUUUAAUGGUUUUUGAUACUAAUGCUAAAGAAAAUCAGGCAUUAAGUGAUAAAUCUGUGCCAGGAGCUACAUCGAAAAAGUCAUAUGGUCGGUUAAGAACGAUAUUAAUAAACAAAAAUGAGGAUGAGGAUAUCGAAGCACUUUCUGAGACUGAGCUUCAAAACAGAGCUAUUGCAACGGAAGAAAAGAAAUCAACUAAAAAUAAUGACUUAACUCAUUUCAACGAAUUGAAGAAUAUGGGUACAUCUUUAAAAUAUCGAGAUGACUUGGAUUUUCUUCAAAGAAAGGAGAUGGGUACGAUAGAAUAUAUUUCAGCCCUAGUAAACUUUUGUAUAACGUUACAUACAGAUGAAGAUUUCAAGAAGAUCGUUAUGGAAUUGGAUAUUGACACGAUUCGAGAUUGGUGUUUUGAAAGUUAUCCAGAAGGCUUACAAUCUUCCACGCUUGAAAUCAUAUACCUAUUACAAGGGUAUUUAAUAACAACUUUAGGGGUCUUAGGCAAGGAAGAGGAGACAAACAAUCAGCAAUUACAAAAUCUUCUUAAUGGACUGCCGAAGCUUAAGGCCUUACCAGAUCUUUCGAUUUUGAAUAAACAUAAAAUGUUGAAGUUGCAAUUAAAUGACUUUAUUCAGUUUACUGAUGGUACUACGGGAUAUGAUUACAGCUUAAGAACUAUGAAAAAGUCAGAACGAUAA